Messenger RNA from Homarus americanus (American lobster), 1893 nucleotides. Its product is annotated as neurofilament heavy polypeptide-like. The transcript is spliced from 8 exons. Gene Ontology annotation, molecular function: mRNA binding. The annotation marks the transcript as partial. Gene Ontology annotation, cellular component: cytoplasm; nucleus. Lineage: Eukaryota; Metazoa; Arthropoda; Malacostraca; Decapoda; Nephropidae. The record is from RefSeq and is a predicted model, not a curated record.
AUGAAGAGGGUGACGGAGGCGCUGAAGAAGGCCUCCGAGAGCGACGUCCCACGUUUUACCUCUGGGUCAUUUAUCAUAGGAACGCGGGUAGAGGAGGCCAAACGCUACAUUGAAGACUUAAUCCUCCAAUGGUCACUCGCUUACUCCCUAGCCACAGCGGAACCGGAGUCACCAGCCGCAGCGGAACCUGGGUCACCAGCCACAGCGGAACGGGAAUCACCAGCCGUCGCGAAACAGCAGUCCAGCCAAAAUCAAAUCACGAAGAGCGUUAAAAUACCCAAAAAAUUUCACGGAGCAUUCAUAGGUCACAAGGGCGCCCAUAUUAAACAAAUAGGCCAAAAAUACGGAGUGUUGCUGGGACUCAACACCAAUAAAAACCAUCCCAAACCAGGUUUAUGCGACCACGUGCCUCUUUUGGGCGACAUUUUACUUGCUAGAAAAAUCAAAAUUGAGAUGAAGAGGGUGACGGAGGCGCUGAAGAAGGCCUCCGAGAGCGACGUCCCACGUUUUACCUCUGGGUCAUUUAUCAUAGGAACGUCACCAGCCGAAGCGGAGCCGCAGUCACCAGCCGUAGCGGAACUGGAGUCACCAGCCGAAGCGGAACCAGGGUCACAAGCCGCAGCGGAACCAGAGUCACCAAACGCAGCGGAACCGGAGUCACCAGCUGCAGCGGAACCAGAUUCACCAGCCGAAGCGGAACCGAAAUCACCAGCCGCAGCGGAACUGGAAUCACCAACCACAGUGGAACCGGAAUCACCAGCCGUAGCGAAACAGCAGUCCAGCCAAAAUCAAAUCACGAGGAGCGUUAAAAUACCCAAAAAAUUUCACGGCACAUUCAUUGGUCACAAGGGCGCCCAUAUUAAACAAAUAGGCCAAAAAUACGGAGUGUUGCUGAAACUCAACACCUAUAAAAAUAAUAUCAGUAUCACCACCACAGCGGAACCGGAGUCACCAGCCGCAGCGGAACCUGGGUCACCAGCCACAGCGGAACGGGAAUCACCAGCCGUCGCGAAACAGCAGUCCAGCCAAAAUCAAAUCACGAAGAGCGUUAAAAUACCCAAAAAAUUUCACGGAGCAUUCAUAGGUCACAAGGGCGCCCAUAUUAAACAAAUAGGCCAAAAAUACGGAGUGUUGCUGGGACUCAACACCAAUAAAAACCAUCCCAAACCAGGUUUAUGCGACCACGUGCCUCCUUUGGGCGACAUUUUACUUGCUAGAAAAAUCAAAAUUGAGAUGAAGAGGGUGACGGAGGCGCUGAAGAAGGCCUCCGAGAGCGACGUCCCACGUUUUACCUCUGGGUCAUUUAUCAUAGGAACGUCACCAGCCGAAGCGGAACCAGGGUCACAAGCCGCAGCGGAACCAGAGUCACCAAACGCAGCGGAACCGGAGUCACCAGCUGCAGCGGAACCAGAUUCACCAGCCGAAGCGGAACCGAAAUCACCAGCCGCAGCGGAACUGGAAUCACCAACCACAGUGGAACCGGAAUCACCAGCCGUAGCGAAACAGCAGUCCAGCCAAAAUCAAAUCACGAGGAGCGUUAAAAUUCCCAAAAAAUUUCACGGCACAUUCAUUGGUCACAAGGGCGCCCAUAUUAAACAAAUAGGCCAAAAAUACGGAGUGUUGCUGAAACUCAACACCUAUAAAAAUAAUAUCAGUAUCACCACCACAGCGGAACCGGAGUCACCAGCCGCAGCGGAACCUGGGUCACCAGCCACAGCGGAACGGGAAUCACCAGCCGUCGCGAAACAGCAGUCCAGCCAAAAUCAAAUCACGAAGAGCGUUAAAAUACCCAAAAAAUUUCACGGAGCAUUCAUAGGUCACAAGGGCGCCCAUAUUAAACAAAUAGGCCAAAAAUACGGAGUGUUGCUGGGACUCAACACCAAUAAAAACCAU